Molecule: messenger RNA, 3806 nt
Organism: Linum trigynum
Lineage: Eukaryota; Viridiplantae; Streptophyta; Magnoliopsida; Malpighiales; Linaceae
Source: the annotation of a GenBank genome assembly
ACGUAGCAAAUUAAAAAAAUUGUGUGUGUUUGCAAGGUGAAGAUAGUUAUCUACCAUUUUGGAAUUGAGCUCUUCUGGAAACCUCUCCUUGUCCCGUUUUCACCAACUUGUUUACUAUUAAUUGGUUUCUUUCCAUUCAUCAUUUUGUUACCAAGAAAAAAGAGAGCAUAUUGGUUACUCAAAGGCAUGGUUAUCACGCCGGCCGGUGUGACACUGGUUGAACCUGUACCGGUCAUAAAACCGGUAUGACACCAUCGGUAUGACUGGCAUGAUCGAUAUACGAAUCUCUAAGUAAACUGAUCUUAUAUUAGUGAAUUUAUUUGAUAAAAAGUAAUUUAUUAUUUAUUUUAUGUGUUAAAAAGUUAAAUGUUGAUGUUAUUUGUUGGAUUCAAGUACAAAUAUUUAGGUAUUGACGUUAAAUGUCAUGCUUAAAUAUGGGUAUUUGUAAAUUAUUUGUAAUAUUAACCGGCAUGAACCGACACAAACUGGUAUGUACCACCGGUCGAACCAUUCCACUUGCUAAACCGGCACACUAGCACAAACCGGUUUGACAACCUUGCACAGCAUGGAAGAAAAGAAUGAAGACCUUCUUGUGGGGUGUCGACGAGGAUCUCUGGACGGUGGUGCGUGAUGGUCCGGUUGCCAUGGAGGAUGCUGAGCAACACUUGGUCUGCUCUUCAAAAGAAGAGCGCCCAACUUAAUCAGCGGGCUAUGCACAUUCUCCAGUCAGCCAUGGCACCUGAUGAAGCCGAUAAAGUGGAACACUACGAAUCAGCUCGAGAGAUUUGGACUUCACUCGAAAGCACAUACGAAGGAACCUCGAACAUCAAAGAAACCAGAAUUGACCUUCUGGUCCACGAGUAUGAAUGCUUCGAAAUGGCUUCAGGUGAGAGAAUUCAUGAAAUGUACUCUCGUUUUACUGUUCUUAUAAACAAACUGAAAGGUCUAGGGAAAACUUAUCUUCUUAAAGAUCUAAAUAGAAAAAUCUUGAGGUCCCUCCCUAAACAGUGGUUGCCUAAGAGAACCGCUAUUGAAAAGGCUAGGAACUUGAAUACUCUAUCAAUAGAUGAAUUAAUCGGAUCGCUUCUGAGUCAUGAACAUGUCCUUAAACAAGUCAAUAAGGAUGAUGAAAAGUGCAAGAAAGGUCUAGCCUUUAAAUCUCAUGUAGUUGAUUAUGACUCUGAUAGUGAUCUAGGUGAUGAAUUCAAUAGAGAGUUCGCUUUAAUAAGCAACAAGUUUCACAGGAUGCUUAAGUGCAAGCAAGAACAGAAACAAAAGUCAUAUGAUCGAAAUAAUUCUUAUCCUGCUAACCCUUUUGACAAAGUCAAAAACUCUUUUCAAGAUAGGCUGCGUACUCCGCAUACCAAGCAUGUUGAAACAGGAACUCUAGACAAGGAAGCACAGGACUGCUACAAGUGUGGGAAGCCAGGACAUAUUCGUGCCAAUUGUCCCCUCACACUAAAAGCAAAAGAAAAGGCCUUGAAGGCUACAUGGAGUGAUUAUGAGUCCGACGAAGAGGAGUGUGAAGGGGAGGAAAGAGCACUCAUGGCAUACAUAGAACCUUCUCAAAGAAAUCAGCAACCCUGCAACAUCUAUGAAGAUUCACAGUGGUACCUUGAUAGCGGGUGCUCACAUCAUAUGUUUGGUAAGAACUAUCUGUUCAAUUCACUUGUUAUGAAACGUGGAGGUAAAGUAACUUUCGGAGAUGAUAGUCAAGGGAUAAUAGUUGGCUCUGGUAACAUAGGCAAAUCACCUGGUCCAUUCAUUAAGAAUGUGUUGCUUGUGGAUGGUUUGAAGCAUAACCUAUUAUCUAUAAGUCAACUCUGCAGCAAUGGUAAUCGGGUUAUUUUUUAAAACAACAAAUGUUCUGUAGAACAAGUCAAUGAAAAUAAAACCCUCUUCAUAGGAAAAAGAGUCAACAACAUGUAUCUUGUGGAUGUGUCUGACUUAAGCAUGUUUAACGCUAAAUGUCUUCAAGUCACAUCUAUUUCCUCGGAACUUCUUUGGCACAAACGUCUCGGACACGUCAGCAUUCCCAAGUUAGCUGUUUUGUCCAAACUUAGCUUAGUCAGAGGAAUACCUAAACUCACAUAUAAGGCAGAACCUGUCCCAGGUCAGUAACUCUUAUGGUGAGUAACCAUCAGUAACCUGUCCACAUCCGCAUGACAUCAGAUAAAUCAGAUUUCUCUCUCGUUUAAUCUUUAACGGACGAUUUCUCUCUCGUUUUAAGUCGAUUUUUUUUUGCACAGAUAAAUCAGAUUAAAUGUGCUCUUUUAAAUUAUAUCCACUUUGAUAUAUUUUUAGUACAAAAAAAAUUGAAUAAUUUUUUACCAGUCAUUACCAUAUGGUAUGCUCAAUUUUAAUACCAUAUGGUAAGAAAGCGUACCAUAUGGUAUGGAGAUUAGAUCCAAUAGAUCAUGAUUAAAUCGUUCCUUUUGUGCAAAAAUUUCCGAAAAUGACUAAACAACGAAGGAGAUACCAUAUGGUAUGGAGUUGGUAACGAGAGGGAUGAAAAAUUUUUCUCCAAAAAUAUUGAAAAUGGAUAUCAUUUUGUAGAGCACAACGAAUUCAUUCCAUCUGUGCAAAAAAAAUUGAAUCACAGUUAGAAUGAAGAAGAUAUGAUCCAAUUAAAAAAAUUAGGGAAAAUAAAUUCCUUUAAUUCUCCACCCUUAGAUCUGCAGCCACUUAAAAGAAGAAUCCAGAUUUGGUUACUUAUUGUUACUCACCCUAAAGUUACUCACCCUAUCAUGAGCCUGAAUUACCCCUACAUUUUUUUUACCCACCCAUCGCUGAAAAGAAAAGGAAGGUGCAUGGAUAUGCCUUGAAAAGUGAAAACCAUCCGGCUCUGAAAUUCUUGCUAUGUUUUGACUUUUGACUACUCGAGAUUACAGAGAAUAGCAUUGUAGCUGAUGGUGGUUAAGUGUUAACUCAUAAUAAUCGAAAAAACUAAGUGUUGGAUUGAAAGUGUAUACCAUCAAGAUUUAGUGGAUUUCAAUAACUCCGAAAUGGUUGGAAAAAAAAAAGUUGAAGUAUAACUGUUAUUCAGUUUAUGAAACUUGGGAGCGGAGCAAUUUAUUAAUACAGAAAGGCAAAGUCUAAUGAAAACAUAGAGGAGGGAAGCAAGAGGUUAAGCAAUCAAUCAACUCAUAAGCUGUUCCUGUAUUAAUGUAAUAUCAUUACCUUAAUUAUACAUCUUCUAAAAUCAAAGUGAAUCUACAAACUUGAGAUUGCACACCUAAUAUUAUGACCUAACUUAAAUCGAACGAUAAUAUUCAGACUCGUAAUUAGAAUUCAAACAAGAAAAUGCUUUACUUUGACCAGGCUUGCUGUGUCUCUACAGAGAGUGAUGCAAGAGAAGAGCUUAAUUCGACGAAAAGAGAGAAAAUGUGGACGCCACGAGCACAAUGGAAAUCAUGAUUAAGCAUUAAUUAUGUUCAGGUGGUCACCUUAAUCAAGAUCGCAUAUAGGAAAUGAAUAGUUUUUUAUAAGUGAAAUUAUUUAUAAUCAUUCGGCAGUAGAGAUGCAUGCAUGAACACAACCCCUAAAAACAUUAUUAUCAUAUAAAAAAUAGCAUCUAAAGUGGGACCUUUAAUAUGGCAUUUUCAAACAACCCACAUGGAGAUUUCUUGUAGUUGCAGGCAACUGAAAAAUCAAGGCAAUUCUUUAAACAAUUUUUUUCCACAGAUCUGGACAUCUGGUCCGAUUCUAGAUUAGAUCAGACUUUAAAACCCAUCUAGUUCUGGUCUUCAUCUCUUUCAGUUAAAAUGAAGACCACAAUUGGUACAAAAUCAAGCAAUGAUUCGGUU